GUAGGAGCGGUCACUGUUUGGGGCCAGCUCAAAGCCUGGGGCCUCUCGGUAACACGAGCCGAGGUAAGGAGCACCUUGCAGCAGUUGGAGCCAGCAAAUCUUGCCAGUCGUACCACGCAUACAGUACAACGACGAAGGUACCACGUACCGUUUGUGAACUCAGUCUGGCACAUCGAUGGUCAGCACAAGCUUAUCAACUGGAAGUUUGUGAUACACGGUGCCAUCGAUGGCAAGUCACAC
Molecule: messenger RNA, 240 nt
Organism: Filobasidium floriforme
Lineage: Eukaryota; Fungi; Basidiomycota; Tremellomycetes; Filobasidiales; Filobasidiaceae
Exons: 1
Source: RefSeq, a predicted model, not a curated record